ACACAAAAAUAAACGUGAAUGAUGACCAAUAGGAGAAGUUUUUUUAAAGAAAAAGUACACACUAAAAAAAAUUAAAAACCAGCACCUUCCAAGGAUUGAACUCGAGUCAAUGGAGAUGCAGCUUUAAAACUUCACCGUUAGACUAGCAGUGUAGAUUUGUUUGAGUUUUGCAAGUGCAAGUAUUUAUCAGUACCGUUAUGUUUAUACGUAACUUUUCAAAUAUCGUGGAAAUUGUACGUAGGUUCUAAAAUUCUCGGGGGGGGGGGGGGGGGGGGGGGGGGGGGGGGGGGGGGGGGGGGGGAGCCCUCACCUAGCUCCGCCCCUGAGUGUCGUGUCUUUGUUCCUCGGAGUUUCUUCAGAGCGACCCAAGUAGUGGCUUAACAGGCUCUUUCAUCGUAGUCUGGUUGCAUACGGACUAACGUAUUUAUUUUGAGUCAGUCUUGUAAUUGUGUCGAGUUUUUGUCCCAUGCCCUUUGGGCUUGCCUUGGAAAAAGAAAAUGGUGGGUGUACUAUAUCUGGUGCUAGAGAUGACGAUUAUUUUGAGUAGAAGAAAUACAUUGUUUAUGAUAAAGAUACAAGUACCCAUUAUGAGUAGAAAGAACAAACUUUUGAUAUUGUUCAUAACUUGGACGAGGUAAAUACUAUUUCUUUUUCUUUUUUGAAUGAUGUAAAAUACUACUCCAACGAAAAAGAUAAUUGGUAUUUGUAAAAAGUUUACCAUCAAAUAUUUGUGCUCAAUAAAAUACAGGAAAACAAGGAAGAGAUCAUUGAAAUGCAAGAGAGAAAAAGAAGAGGAAAUUCAUAAUAGAAAUAAAUGUAUAACUAAUGGAGAAGAAGACAUUAAUAUGAUGAUGUUGCUCAUGCCGGAGGAAGUGCAAACAAGUUAAAAUGAAAAUGUCCAGUAAUCUUCGUUGAUGAGGAGUAAAUAGAAGGGUGAUUUUAAAAUGUCUUUAGGAGUCGGUCUAGAUUUGUCAUUCAUUUUCGUAAAAAGAUUUUAUUCGAUAAGUUAGUUGCGUACAAUGUCGAAAAACAUUAUUUAAAAUUUUUGGAUUGUUGAAGUGCUUUAAUAAUUUGGAUUCUCUUAUUCUACCGAAUAAUUUAAACGUUUCAACUAUUUGAAUAAUUAGAUUUGCUUAUACUAUCAAAAUCCACGAAUCUCACAAACAAUUAGAUAAUAUUAUUUAUGUGAUUGGCAUCCGGCCAACUGGUCGGGUCCGUGACUAGUUAUGAGUAAACAAAUACAAAACCACAUAGUGGAUGUGCGAGCUACCCAAUACGUAGUUGACUUUCGAUUGUAUUGACCCACCAAACGCCAACGACUUUAUAUGAAUUCUGUAUCAGUAAAGUCGUUGUCUGCGAUUUGAGAUUUCUCCAAUUAUGGCGAGCGAGAAGGAGAGAUCGGGAGGAGUGACGGAAACGCGCCGUCCAUGGGAAGAUCUCUGUCCAGAGCUCCUGAAUUUGAUUUACGUUAAGCUCCCUUCCCAUGUCGAACGCACCGAGUUCGGCUCCGUCUGCAAGAACUGGCGCCGGACCUACUCCUCCGCCGCCGAUUAUGCCCCGCCCCAGUCGUCCCACAACGCCGACUUCACCAUCUGCACCUUCCGCAGCGGCGGCACGACGAUGAUAACGUCAUGCCCACAGCAAAUCCCGGCCCAUCUCCGCGGCGAUUUCGCCGGCGCAACCGUCGUCGGCAGGGACGAGAUCGGCGGCUGGUGGCUGAUGAGCAAUUCGGCCGGCGAGAUCUUCUGCUGCUUCAAUCCCCUGCUCGAGCCGCCCAACGUCAUCGAGCUGCCCAGAAAUAAUAAGAAGAAGAGGCCGAGGCCGACAAAAGCCAGGACAAGAGCGGCGUUCUCUGCCCCUCCGACGGAUCCCGAUUCGAUGGUCCUGGUGGUCCACGGCGGCGGCGGGGGUUGUCACACCAGUUUCAGCACGUUCCUCCGCCGCGAGGGUUGGUGGACGAAUUACGAGAUCGGGUUCGGGAAAGGGAGGAUCUGCGCGGGGAUUGGGUGUAGGGGUGGGAAAUUUUGGUGCUUGUUCGAUACAGGGGAAGUUUUGAUCUUCGAAAUUGACGGCCGCGACGACGGAGCGUGGUGGAGGAGGACGGUGAUUAUGAUGGGAGCGGCGCGGCCACUCACGGCGGAGCGAUUCCGUGGGAUCAAUUACCUGUGUACGGCGGUGAAAUUGGAUGGAGGAGGAGAGGGGGAGGGGGGAUUUGAAGUGCUGAGUUGGGAGCGAGUUCAGAGAGGACUCAGCGAGAGCUUCUGGUUGGUCGCGGUGGAGAGAGAAACAACAGUGGCAGCUGCGGGCGCAGAGGAAUUGGAGGUUGCGCCGGCGUCGUUGGAGGAAGGGGCCGGCUCGAGGAGAGUGGUUUUGGUGUUGGACCAGCUGGGGAUGAUGUGGAAGUUGAGAAUACUUGAGGCAGCUGUCGAUUCGGUUGUAAAUCUGUAGAUGAUAGAGAUAUCAAUUUCGAUGUAACAAUUUCGAUGUAGAUUCGUUUCUUCUAUUUUUAUCGGUAUGAAUUGUUUUCGGUUUGUAUUUUUUUUGCAUGUCAACCUGUAUUGAGUUUUAUUAAUCAGAAACUGUUGUUACAUCGUCCAGUCGUAACUGAUCAAUCACAAUAAUCGGUGGCCUAUCUAGCCAUAUUACUGGUGAGUUCCAGUUCGUAUUACAUUUGGUCAUUAGAUGCGCCGCUUCAUUUGCUGUCCUUUCAACAAAGCGGAUCGCCUCUUCUAAUCUCAUCUCAAGGGCCCUCUUGAUACUCAUACAUAUUGUACCCAACUCGGUGAUAAUGACUUCUUGACCACAAAGUUUCUAAACCACUGAAAGACAGUCUGUUUCGAUUUGGAGGUUUCCCGCCAUAUGAAUGCCGAACUCGAUGGCCAGGGCCUCCGCUACUUCUGGCUCCGAGGCUCAUUGAAUCCUCUUGUCUAGUUCCUCUAUAUUUAGUUACUAGCUUAUAACCCGGCUCGUUGGCCGGAAUGUUUAUAUUUGAUUUUUUUAUACUUUUUAUGUUACGUUAAAGUCUAUCAACCCGUUUAAUUUUAUUGACAAUCUUUCAAUUGAGAUGAAACAUAAAGAAAGAAUAUAUAGGUCGAACAUUCAGAGAAAUAUCAUCAUCAUUUGAGAAAAUAAAAUAUAAAAAUGUAU
Linum trigynum is the source of this 3147-nucleotide messenger RNA. Lineage: Eukaryota; Viridiplantae; Streptophyta; Magnoliopsida; Malpighiales; Linaceae. The record is from the annotation of a GenBank genome assembly.